Molecule: messenger RNA, 2791 nt
Organism: Vollenhovia emeryi
Lineage: Eukaryota; Metazoa; Arthropoda; Insecta; Hymenoptera; Formicidae
Gene: Moca-cyp
Product: peptidyl-prolyl cis-trans isomerase cyp11
Exons: 9
Coding region: 214-1872 (552 amino acids)
Biological process (GO): protein peptidyl-prolyl isomerization
Cellular component (GO): intracellular membrane-bounded organelle
Molecular function (GO): peptidyl-prolyl cis-trans isomerase activity
Source: RefSeq, a predicted model, not a curated record
CGUUAAUACGUAGCCGCUUCUUGAUCGCCCCGCCGACGUCCGACGUCGUGUCCAGGGACUUCAGGGAGCCGUAUGCGUAUCGGGAUAACCGACCACGUCGAGCACACACGUUUUCCAGAUUCAAUCGGGCCGUGGAGGAUUCGAGACCGGUUCAACUGAUCCUAGAUAUUCCGCGUAAGCGCGCGAUUUCCGUAAUCCGGCGACCCUUCCGCCAUGGUUAACACGAGGGUGUUCUUCGACGUGGAGGUCGGAGGACUGCCCAUGGGCAGAGUAGUCUUCGAGCUCUUCUCGGACACUUGUCCCGUAACGUCUGACAACUUUCGCGCGCUGUGUACCGGAGAAAAGGGACUUGGGAAAACGACGGGCAAGCUGCUGCAUUAUAAAGGCAUUGUUUUUCACAGGGUCGUGAAGGACUUUAUGAUUCAGGGUGGCGAUUUCUCGAUAGGUAACGGCACUGGCGGCGAGUCGAUUUACGGCGGUACAUUUGCAGAUGAAAACUUUAUUAUCAAACACGAUAAGCCGUUUUUGUUGUCGAUGGCGAAUCGCGGUAGAGAUACCAAUGGCUCCCAGUUUUUCAUUACAACACAACCAGCGCCUCACCUCGACAAUGUCCAUGUGGUUUUUGGAGAAGUAGUGACUGGGCAAGAGAUCGUCAUGCAUAUUGAAGGACUUCCAGUAGACCGAAUGUCACGUCCGUUGCAAGAUGCUAAGGUAGUGAACUGUGGCGAAUUGGUCUUGAAGAUCAAAAGUAAAGCGAAAAAACGAGAAGCGAAGCAAAGUAGUUCGGCGGAGUCAGAGACUGAUUCUUAUGCCGAUAAAGCGAAGAAGAAAAAGAAGAACAAGAAAAGUAAAAAGCGAGCGAAGUCGGAAGACGGUGAAAUUCGGGAUUCAAAUGAGGAAGACGAAGGGCAGCCUCAUCCGCUGGUGUCCGUUACCAAAAUCGAUCCCGAUGAAAUUCCGGAAGUGCCGGCAAAUAAAUUUUUGUACAGAGCAGGUUCCACCAAUAAUGCGAAUCAGAAGGAAUUUAGACAGCAUUACGGAAGAGAUCGUGUACGAUCUCAUAGAAAGACUGGCCGUGUUUUCAAGGGUAGAGGAAUAUUCCGAUAUCACACUCCUUCUCGAAGUCGUUCCAGAAGUGUAACGCCGCCUCAUUGGAAGCAAGCUCAAAAUCGUACUAUCAAGUUGCACGAAUUUCAGAAAAUAGAAAAGGAACGUCUCAAGAAAGAAGAAGAGUUCAAGACCCGUGAGACUGACCGAAUUAAAAGAUUCGUAGAGAAUCCGGAUGAAAAUGAUCAAGUGCCAGAUCUAGAUAACGAUAUACACGCGUCGGAAUUAAUGGAGAAUAAAGAGAACGACCAGACAGACGAAACUGCGGCUAUGGUGGCGCAGGAUGAUAACGUGAAGAGAGACGCAGAGGGAAAUGAUAUGCAGAACAAGGAGAUGAAGCAAAACAAGAAUGAGAGGUCGUUCAAGCGUGACGCUAACCGAUCCUACAACGAUCGAAACUCACGACGCGACUCCAAGGAUAGAAGCAGAAGACGCGGGCGUUCUCGGUCGAGAGAUCGUCGAAGAUCCAGAGAGAGGGACUACGAUCGUAGAGCAAGUCGCGACAGAAGAAAUCAGAGAAAUUAUUCUCCACGUAGGCGAGAUUUUUACAGAACCCACAGACCCGGAAGAGAUAAUUAUAGGCAUUACGAUAAGCGCAACGAUCGACGUCGGAAUAAUUCAAAUUCCCAUCAGGACAACGACAUCAAUUCCCGCCACGACAAGACUAAGUAUAAGAAAAACGAUAACGUAUCGGACACGAGCCAAGCGAAGUUCAAACGCCGUUCGCGGUCGAGCAGCUCCAGCAGCCAGCACGCAAAGGAUUAAUCCGCAUCACUUCACAUUCUUUCUUUCGCUUAUUGACACCAACGAAAUAUUAAAAUAAACUGGCUCUUUAAAUCAAAUAUCUGAACGAUUAAGCUCAUAACGCAGUAUUUCUUAUUAUUUCAUAGCUAAGCAUACGCUUCUAUGACACAAUAACACGAAGUUGUAUUAUUUACAUGGAUUGUAUUCACAUUAUGUAUAUUUAAUAAUUACAGGGAUGCGGUUUUAAAUAAAUAAUUACAAUUAACUAUUGCAAAUAUACCUAAUCCGAUAAUAAAGCAUGUAGUUAAUACUGCGUUAUCUAAUCGUCCAAGUAUUGGCGAUCACGUGAACAUAUUUUAGAUAAUCUGUGUAUCCUGCCAAUGUUAUUCAGCACUCUAAUACUACGAUUAUACUUAUCAAUGUACAAUCACCGACAUAUUAAUUUCCGAAUCAAUAAUGUAAUAAUGCUGGAGCAAUAUAUCUCGACUCCGUUUCAAUCACACAUUUGUGGUCAAUACAAGUGUUUCAUCAUUGGAAUGUACAAUAAGGUUUAUCUACAUUUACUCUUAUGAGACUAUCUAUUUUUUGCAUCUCUUCUCUACCUCUUUCAUAUGUUGGGUAUAUACAUGUAUAUUUCACUGCUAAAUAUUCUCAAAAUAUUUCUACAUGAAGACUCUCUUCAGGACUUUGACUAUUAAUUUCCCUUUUAGAGUUCGAAUCUAAUUGUCCCGCUUUACGUGAUAAAUCACACGAAAUCAUUCAGACUCGAAAAUUAAUGAUAACUUCAGUCAACGAUUAGAAAAUACGCUUUAAAUAUUUUAUAUGUAACAUACAUGAUGUGUAAAAUUGUAAUAAAUGAAUUACUUGUAUGCCAUCAUUCUUAUGACGGCCGUCAUCUAUUAACAAUAAAGAGAAAUUUUUUGUAGAUUUAAUAUUGUAA